This is a messenger RNA of Colossoma macropomum (tambaqui), 600 nucleotides long. It is a transcript of the gene fgfbp1b, whose product is annotated as fibroblast growth factor binding protein 1b. The record is from RefSeq and is a predicted model, not a curated record. Gene Ontology annotation, molecular function: growth factor binding. Gene Ontology annotation, biological process: cell-cell signaling. The transcript has a single exon. Bases 1 to 600 code for a protein of 199 amino acids. Lineage: Eukaryota; Metazoa; Chordata; Actinopteri; Characiformes; Serrasalmidae.
AUGUGGCUGUUUGGAAGUCUCGCGCUGCUGCUGCUGAUUGGCGAAGGCGCGGGAGCGCGCAGCGGAGGAAAGAGGCGGGGAGGCGACGCAGUCGCGAGCGCUCGGAGCGGAAACGGGAGCGUGUUCGAGGGCAGCUUUACGGCACGCGACAGCUCGCUUUGCACGUGGACGGCGAGUGGAGAGAAGACGUUCGCACUGAGGAUCGCGUGCGAGUCGGAGGCGCGCGGCAAGUUCACGUGCGAGUACGCGGGCGAGCCGGCGGCGUGCUCGGCUUACGGCACCGGCGCGCGCCGCUACUGGCGGCAGGUCGGGCGCGCUCUCGCGAAGCAGAAGCAGCUGUGCGCCGACGAGCGCGCCGUGGUGCGGGCGGGCAUGUGUGUGCGUGCGCCGCCGGCCGCGCACUUCAGACUCGCGCGUCCGGAGACGGGACCAAAGACCACCACAACAGCGAGUGUGGACUUCCCAGAGAGCACCACGCGCGCACCGGAGUGCGCGGAGAGCGCGGAUCACCGCAGGCUCGCGGAGGAGAAGUGCGGGGAGGCGUGGGCGAGCAUCUGCACCUUCUUAUUCACCAUAGUACAGAGUGGAGGAGACUGCUGA